Messenger RNA from Ectocarpus sp. CCAP 1310/34, 5530 nucleotides. The record is from the annotation of a GenBank genome assembly. NCBI's taxonomy places the organism in Eukaryota, Phaeophyceae, Ectocarpales, Ectocarpaceae.
GCUGUUAGGCACAUUGCUUGGCUUUACCUGACAGGUUAGAGCUGCUUGUUACCCAGAUCUUGGAACGCUCUCAAGGAACUCCCACAGCAGAGGUGACGACGUAUCGAUCUGAGAUUGGGGAGAGACUGCACCGCCACCACUCUUUCUUUUUUCUUGAAUCGUACCGAGGCCAUCAUGUCUGGAACCGUGUGGGCUACGGAGCCUCAUGCUGACCUUCCCAUCAAGAUGGGCACCUCGGGAGCAGCAGCGAAGCCGCCCACGACGGUUUUCAAGGUGUUCCAGAAGGCGGUGGAAAAUCACGGGGAGAACGUCGCCCUUAAGUUCAAGGACACUUCGGGGGGCGUGUCUGCGGACGAUGCCCCGUGGCAGACGCUAACCUGGGCGCAGUUCUACAUGGAGACCCUCAGGUUCGGCAAGAGUCUCAUGUCGUUGGGCUUCGCGCCACACCGCUCGAUCAACAUCAUCGGCUUCAACUCGACCGAGUGGUUCAUCGCCAAUAUGGGAGCCAUUGCGGCGGGAGGGAUCCCUGCCGGCAUCUACACCUCCAACCUCCCGGAGGCUUGCCAGUACAUCACGAACCACUCCGAGGCGGAGGUGGUGGUGGUCGAGAACGAGGCACAGCUCGACAAGUUCGUCAAGCUGGCGGCCACCCUCACCUCGGUGAAGGCCAUCGUGAUGUAUAGGGGCAAUGUACCGGAGGGGACGGACUGCGGCUUCCCCGUCUACACGUGGGACCAGUUCAUGGAGCUCGGGGGUGAGAUUCCGGACUCCAGUAUCCAGGAGCGUAUCGAGGCGCAGAAGCCGGGCGAGUGUUGCUCUCUCAUCUACACCAGCGGGACCACCGGAAAGCCCAAGGCGGUCAUGAUCAGCCACGACAACAUGACUUGGACCGCGGAGACCCUGACGACGCAGUUCCCCCUGAACGAAACCUCUAGGGUGGUGUCAUACCUCCCGCUCAGCCACAUCGCCGCACAGAUCUUGGAUAUGCACGGACCGAUGUUCUUAGGCUGCACAGUCGCGUUCGCUCAGCCGGACGCCCUGAAGGGGUCCCUUGUCAAGACGCUAAGGGAGAUCCGCCCCACGGUCUUCUUCGGCGUGCCCAGGGUGUGGGAGAAGAUGUACGAAAAGAUGCAGGAGGUGGGACGCUCCAUCAAGGGAGCCAAGAAGUCCAUCUCCACAUGGGCGAAGGGCAAGGGCUUGGCGCACGCGAGGAUGCAGCAGUACGGCGCAGGAGGCGGCGUCCCGUGCGGCUUCGGUGUCGCCAACGCGCUGGCCUUCUCUAAGGUGAAGGCGAACUUGGGUCUGGACCAAGCCACUUGCUGCUUCACCGGCGCCGCUCCCAUCGCGGUCGAGAUCAUCGAGUACUUCGCGUCCCUCAACAUCCACAUCCUCGAGCUGUUCGGGCAGUCGGAGUGCACCGGCCCUCAGACGUUCAACACCGCCGAGGCGUGGAAGAUCGGGACCUGCGGACGCCCGAUGGCGGGCACCGAGUCCAAGCUUGUGCCGGAGACGGGGGAGCUUUGCUACCGUGGUCGCCACAUCUUCAUGGGGUACAUGCACAACCCCGAGAAGACGGCGGAGACGAUCGACGAGGACGGCUGGAUGCACAGCGGGGACGUCGCCACGUUCGACGAGGACGGCGACGACAGGACCGAAGGUCCCAGCGGCUUCAUGCAAAUCACGGGGCGUAUCAAGGAGCUCAUCAUCACUGCCGGGGGAGAGAACGUGCCGCCGGUGUUGAUCGAGAACGAGUUCAAGACCGAGCUUCCGUGCAUCGCCAACUGCAUGGUCGUCGGAGACAAGAGAAAGUUCCUCUCCAUCCUCAUCGCCCUCAGAUCCGAGGUGGCCGAGGACGGCACGCCGACGUCGAAGCUGGCGGGAGACAGCUUGACGGCGUGCGAGAAGAUCGGCAGCACGGCCACCACCAUCGAGGAGGCCAAGGCAGACCCCAAGUGGACGGAGUACAUCGACAAGGCCGUGAAGGCUUGCAACAAUCGCACGACGUCCAACGCGCAGAGGGUGGCCAAGUGGGCCUUGCUCCCCCACGACUUCUCCGUAGAAGGUGGCGAGCUGACGCCUACCUUGAAGCUCAAGCGCGGCCCGGCCUCCGAAAAAUACGCCGACAUCAUCGAGGGUCUAUACGCAUGAUUUCCUAACGCGAUCUUAUGUUUCUGUGCAGCGCCAUCCUCUUCCGCCAAGCAGUACAAUUGGAGGCGUGAAUCAGACACCUUUUUUUUUUUUCCGGGGCCGUGUUGCUUCAAGACGGGACGAUAGUUGGAUGACAUAAAUGUGUGGUUCCGUUUCAAUCUCUCCUCGUGGCGUGUCCCACAGAUUUCACGUGCCGUCUUGUGGUCUAUGGCGUAAAGCGGUUGGGCGUGUGUGCGCCGCGAUGCGUUCGGCCGCUGAAAAUUCCGACGGGAUCAGAAUUGUCUUCCUCCAUUUUGAUAUCACGUUGUUGUUCCCAAUGGUGAGACGUGGAUGGACUAAGAUCGUGUCGAAAUUUUCCGUUCUUGUCGUUGAUUGGUCUAUUUUGUGGGUUUGGUUCUCCUGCAUGAUGUUCCUCGUCGCGGUCGGCUCAUGGCCUGAUGAUCCAGUUCCGAGUAAGAAAAGUGGCCUUCGUUUUUGGCCCGGUGCGUUUGAAGAGCUUGCUUUCAUCUCCACCCUCACGAUGUGCUCGCGUUCGGAACAUCUGGUUUUCACUCCUUGCUUGGAGAUGGGAUCGACUGGCAUUAGCAUGCUUUUGCCGGCUCCACAUGGGGGUUAGGAUAUGUUUCACUGCGAUGGCGGGGUUGUGUUUGCGGGAAGGUAAGCGUUGUCUGCGCCGUGAUUUCGCUGCUGGGCGUCCUUGCCACCAAGCGUCGACAAGGUCUUUGUUUUGCUGUUCUUUCUCCACACCGAGCAUGUCGCCUUUAAAUGUGUAUCCUAGGGGGCGGUUUCUUCACGGGUAUUAUCCCAGUUGGCAACUAGCUGCUGGUGUCGCUUGGAUCUGUCGCCCGAACCAGGCUUGCUUCCACGCCGUUGAUCGGACUCCCGUCUCUUUGUUUUGUACUUUGUUACCUGCGUGGUGGCUUUCUUUUUACCAGCGGAUUCACUUUCGUUCUCUUCCAGGAGUACAUGACAGCUGUUGGAAGAAAAUGUUGAACCAAGUUUACGGCCGAACAGGUUCCGACCCCGAGUCAGUCCCAUGCGAUAUACCACUUCGUGCGGUGAUUUGCUGGAGGAUUUGUUCACAAAACCAGCUCUCGCCUUUUCGAUGAACGAGUCCGAUAUCUGUACAAUCGACCACAAGAGUUUCUCUCUGUCCUUGAACAUGACAUGCAAAGGCAUCGUGCGGGCGGAGCUAGACGCAGGAUCGUUGUGGUUUUCUGGUAUUUUUGGAGCAUUCUCGUGAGAGCGCCGCGCCAGUUGAGGUCGGGGCUAUACCCCCCGGCUACAUCAACCACAACGAAUGGCGGCAGCUGCAGGCCCCAUCUUACAGCCAGCCUCCGAUGCGUGGCUGGCCUUGCGGGACAGAGGGACGCACAAUCCUCGCCCCCUGUCAUGGGUGCUCGCCUGCCUUCUAGCUCCCCCAUCCUUGCCUUGUCCAUGUUGCGAUCGAUGGCAGAGGUGUUCCGGGAUACAGGCAGGGCGUGGCGGCCUUCAGUUACUCUUUCGCCACAGAAGACGCCCGCAGUUUUCUGAGGGGUCAGUGUACCCAUCUCUACUUAUGAAAAGAGUCAAGAUAGAUUCGCAAUGAAUCCAUAGAGUCAGUGAAGUCAACCUGUAUCUCAACGAUUUCCUGAGCAGCACACAGACGGGAAAUUUCCUUUGGUGGAAAAAUCCGUGGUCCACCGAUGACGUCACCCACAGUCUUGAUUGGUUGAGCUAAAUUCCUAUACAUACAUCCCGCUCCAAUGUACUUCAGAAGACGAUCCAAUCACAUUGUCUACAUGGAUAGCGCACAAGUACACAAAAAAAAUAGUUGGCCCAGGAGCCAUUUCGCCGAACAAACCCGACAGAUACGGAGUGCAGCUAGCGCCCGCACUUCCUAUCUUUGUAGAACUCAUCGCUACCGUAAACAACAUAUUCGCCUGAUUGAGAGCGAAGUAUCUGAUUGAGAGCGAGAGCCAAAAAAAUUGAAAUUUCGGGUCCAGACGCCUCUUGCCAUUUCUUGGCAAGUAGGGGACGGGCUAUUCCAAGAAGCGGUGCAAAUUGAAGGUCUCAUCAGCAGCUUCGCGAGCAUAUGCGUGUCAUCGUCAUCGGAUGCUGCAGCGAGGAGCUAGACAAGUUGCUAGAUUUGCCCAGAUUGGCUAUUUCUGCUCAAACUGUUUCAGGGCGGUAUCGCGUCGGGCGGUGGGCUCUGCUGUAGCUUCUGCUCCCCGCUGUAGCUCCACAACGAGAGACUCCCACAGGAUGACCAGGGUAGCGGCUUGAAGCUACGGGCUAGCCCUUCAAUUCAAGCUACACAGCAAGCUCCACCUCUCAGUGGUAGUCCGGCUACAGCGUAUCGCGCAAUCUCGCUCUCAAUCAGAUGCUACGCUCUCAAUCAGGCGAAUAUGUUGUUCGUAUCCCUACCCCUAACCUCGGCACUGACGAAACUGAAAAUUCCAACUUGCACAACUAGCUCGGUUAAGGACCCCUAAACUAAAACCCAGCUCCACCAAUAGUCGCUAGACCAGCACCCAAAAGUUCAGCAGCUUGAACUAACAGUUUUGAAGGGUAACAUAAAUAUAGUAACGGCACUUAUUUUUUUAUUUUCACAAAUUUUAUUAAAUGGGAGCAGGGGGGAUUGAACUCCCGGAUUCUUCGUGCUUAGAGCGGGCCCCUUUCAAAGAAUAACCCAAUGAACUAGAGUACGAACCCCAUAGCCUCGGCCAGACUAGAAGUUCCUAUGCAUGCAUAUGUGCGGGCGCUUACUACUACAUGGCAAGUGCCGCCCAAAAACAAACGCCGCCCGACCGCACAACGUUUAGUCUAUUUUUUUCUCGGCGGCGGUCGUCGUAGUUGCUCAUGCUACAUUCGCUUGUUCUGGUACUUGGACACACGACGAUUGCAAGGAAAGGCUAUCUGCAACAUGAAGCGGCAAAGCGACCGAUGUUUGGUCCCUUCACCGAUGCUUGGUACGUCCCUGUGAAACGCUCCUCGCGUUUGUACACGCAGUCGGUCUUCUUAUCAUACAUACAAGCUGGGCCAGCCAAGAAGCCAACAAAAUGGUUUGAAAUGAUUUCCGAGCCGGUUUUUAAGAACUACAGCAGCAGUGGAACCGAUUGUCCCACAUUUUUGGGGCGGGGUGAUAUUUUUUAAAGGGUUGUCAAAAGAAUUGGGUGACAAACAAAUGUGCGUUGGAAAGCUCUCUCUCGCCAGUAGCUUUCGAAUAAGCCGUUCAAAAGCGGUGGGUUCGCUCUGGAUCAAGAGUUAUGGACCUACUACCAUCGCCAGCGAAGGUACUUUACUCCACUGAAUCCUCCAUAUCUCGACAACUACGGCGAACCCACCGAAAAAAGUUGCAGAUAAUUGACGCUCUCCUUCUGUUCUAUUUUAUGGCGGCGUU